Patiria miniata (bat star) is the source of this 3747-nucleotide messenger RNA. RefSeq names its product V-type proton ATPase 16 kDa proteolipid subunit-like (gene atp6v0c). Lineage: Eukaryota; Metazoa; Echinodermata; Asteroidea; Valvatida; Asterinidae. Gene Ontology annotation, molecular function: proton-transporting ATPase activity, rotational mechanism. The coding region runs from base 153 to 623 and encodes 156 amino acids. The transcript is spliced from 3 exons. Gene Ontology annotation, biological process: proton transmembrane transport. Gene Ontology annotation, cellular component: proton-transporting V-type ATPase, V0 domain. The record is from RefSeq and is a predicted model, not a curated record.
AUGAUCGCCGUGCAUAUAUAAUCACGUCACGGAUUUCGCCGUAGCCAUUUUUUACUCUUGAUAAAGACAGAAGGACCAGUGCAGGCUUUUCUUUUUGAUCGUCUAUUCUGUUGUUUUCUCUUUCGAAAAAAGACACAAAUAUAAUCAUCAGUAUGUCUGGGACAGGUGAGACCCCUGCGUAUGCUCCAUUCUUCGGCGUUAUGGGUGCUACUGCCGCCAUGGUUUUCAGUGCUUUUGGAGCAGCCUAUGGAACGGCAAAGAGUGGCACAGGUAUUGCAGCUAUGAGUAUCAUGAGACCAGAGCUCAUCAUCAAGUCCGUCAUUCCCGUGGUCAUGGCUGGUAUCAUUGCUAUCUACGGUCUGGUGGUGGCUGUCGUCAUUGCAAAUUCAUUAACCCCCAGCAGUUACACCCUAUACCGGAGCUUCCUCCACCUAGGGGCGGGACUGAGCGUGGGUCUGUGCGGUCUAGCAGCAGGCUUUGCCAUCGGUAUCGUCGGCGACGCUGGAGUAAGAGGAACAGCACAACAGCCUCGGCUUUUCGUCGGCAUGAUCUUAAUCCUCAUUUUCGCGGAAGUCCUGGGCUUGUACGGACUAAUCGUCGCGUUGCUCCUCUCCACCAAGUGAGCAGGAAAAUGUUGGGUAUGCAGUACCAGAUACAUGUUGCUUUGGCAGUGCUACCCCCCAAAAAAGAAGGAAAUUGCAAAUAUUUUAGGAAAGUUCAAAAACCCAUUGUCUGAUAUACCAUCUGUAGUAUGAUGCAUUAAUUUUAUCCGGUUCCAACAAGAUAUCCAUAAUGAUUUCAAAUCGCCAAAAUAUCAUAAAAAAGCAAUUAAAAAUCCUGUGACAUCCGCAUUAAUUGUCGGAGAGGUGGUUUCCUGUGAAAUAUAUAUUUUAAUGCGGAUGUCGCAGGGAGGAUUGGUCUAGUAUUAUUAGAGUUAAAAACCUUCCUAUCUGUACAGUCAUUUCAUUUUUGUUAACUGAAUAAUAUAAUGUCAAUUUUUUUUUUUAUGAACUUAUAACUCGGCCGUAAGAAAAUGUUGAUGAUUGCAUUUUUCAGAGUAAAUGCAAAAUCUGUUAAUUGAUAAAAUCCUAUGUACUGUAAAGUGAUGGGGUGAAUGCUUUGAAGAAAUAUUAUUCAUUACAAAAAUUGUUAAAAAGUGUCAGCUUUGACAGAUAUCACCUUAAAUACUGGUGCACUGAAGAAACAGUUUAAUGAUACCAAGUCGCAGCAUGAAAAUCACAUUUAAAACAGUACUUUUUGCUAAAUUCUUAAUAGACUCUUUUUGCAAUGUUCAAAUCUUCACUUCAAAGUCUUGCAAUAAAAUGACUCCGAUAACAACAUAUAAAAUGGUUGGUUCAAUCCUGCAAAGUUCCAAACAAUCAUAAGUAGUGAAUUUUACACACACACAGAAGAAGUUUAAUUUCGAUCAGAUUGUAGAGAGUGAAUAUUUAGACCAGUGGAUUUACAUGUACAUUCUUUGUUUUCGUUUCAUUUUGUGAGGGAUCGUCAUUUAAAACAGGCAGGCGAAUUGAGUGUGUUCCAAUUGUGUAUAGAAAUGUAAAAUUGUCCAUAAUGUAGCUUGUACAUUGCAGCCGAAGAUAUGGCGUUGUGCGCCAUUUUAAUUUUGAAAUUAAAAACAGGCCACCAUUAGUGAUCAUUUUAUUGUUUGCAAAUUAUCGGAGCUGCCAUUGUGUUGAUCCUCAUUUAAUAUUGCUCUUGUGUUUUUAAAGCAAAUCUAAACAAAGACAUGUUCAAAAUGAUAAUGUAAUUUGCAUGUAAGCAGUUUCACAAGCCUGUGUAGAAUAUGAGAUAGGGCAUAAAAAGAAAACUAAGUAUGCUUUUUUUUUUACAUUCUGCAAUCUGCAAAGUCCAAUAUUUGAUGUAUUUUUGAGUAAUAUCAUUUAAGAUUCCUUUAGUUUACACAAACAUGAAAGGCCCCGAAUCACAUAAUUAUUCCUUCCCCAUUCAUUGUCCUUGUGCAUGUAACUAUUUUUCGUUAUAGAUUUGAGCAUUAUUGCAUUGAUUUGUUCCCUGGCAUCACAUUGUCAAAUGAUAGGGCAAGGGUACUGCACAGUGUUACCACACAAUCAUGCGCAUAAUUUCUUGCCAUUCCCAAUGCAAGUAUGGAGCGCCUGUUCAACAAAUCAAACAAAAAACAUAUAAAACAUUAAAAAGCCCCCAAACCCCUAGAAAAUGUUUGUGUUAGUGUGAAAAGUGUAAUGUGUAUACUUAACAAUCAUAUUGCAUAUGUGCUUAUGAAGAUUUUAUAUAUACUCAUUGUAGAAGUUUAUGAUUAUGCAAGUACUGUGUACACACAUGCAUGCCUAGCAUGUUAAAAUGUGAUUGUAACCAGUAUUUGAAGGCUAUGUUCUUUCUGUGCGACUAACAACAUUCCUUCUCGACUCUAUAUCAAAAUGGUGUACAUGUAGGUGUAAUAAUUGUCACAAAAUGAUCGAGUUGUGUUAAGAAUCCUUUUGUUUUAGAUAAAAAAUGUCAUGUAUACAGUGGAAGACUAUUAGAAACUGUGUAACCUUAGAAAUGAGUCAUAGUUUUUGUCAUUCGGAACCCAGAACCCGUUGAUUCAAUAUUAUAGACACACAUUUAUUGAUCACUACCUAAUCGGACAUAACCCUGUUUAUGCAUGUAUCACAUCCUGUGGUUGUGUUUUUACUACUGUGCGAAAGCCAGAUAUAUGUCAUUUCCACUCCCAUGGACAGUAUGCACGUACGCACUGCUAGACCCGAGCGUGAACCUUGAACCCCAACACAGAUCACAUGUUUCCCGCGUUAUCUGGGCUCCGAUCUUUGCCCUGGUCAUGUGCAUCGCUCGGGGUAGCGCACAAAACAAAACCAAACACUGGCAAAUAUUUAUUCAACAAGCAUUUAUCCAUAAAAUGUACAUGUUUGGCAGUGUCUUGCUUGUUCACGAACAACACUCAGUGCAUUUUGUUCUACAUGCUUCUGAAAGUGACAUGUAAAAGUCAUACAUGGGCAGUAGUGAAAUAUAUUGGUUAAUUUAAUUAAUAACAAAAUGUUGUUUUGCGUUCUGUGAAAAGUGUUGCAUCCAUAGAGCUGUAUAAUAUUAUGGUUGCGUUAUAGCCCCCGUCCCGACUACUGUUAGGAUGACCCAACUACAGUUGAGACGGCCCAAACUAUAAGUCGGCAUCGUCUGAACUGUAAUUGGGAGUGCCCAAACUGUAAUUGGGACGAUGAUAAAAUUGGGGUUGAACAAAAAGCAUGCGGUGACUCAAAGUGCAUACGGCUUACUUUCAAUUAUGCGUUGGAGCCAUCUUGGAGGACAUUUGUGUUGUUUUAAUUCAGUUAUGCAUAUACAAAAGGUCAAAACAAAGGCAUUGUCCUCUAUGAUGGCUGCUUCGCGUAAGGUCUGUCAUUCUGUAACUUGGGCCACUGGGUUAGGUGAAAUCACUGAUUCUAGGAUCAGAGUUGAAAGGUCACUUUGUUAGGCAGACGCAAAAGAAAUCCCAAACGUAGAAUUCUGAAUAGUCCGAGAAUGCUCCUUUUGUUUUGUGUAAUGGUGGUUUAUAAAUGUUAAUAUAACUUCUGCAUUUAGUAAGAUAGUUCAGUAUAUUUACAGCUUCCAAAAUAUAGUAUCCAUGGGUAUGGUGUAUUUGUAUGGCUAAUCUGUGAAAGACUAAAUACUGAUGUAAAUGUACUGUUGAUAAAUGAGUCUAUUUCCUGCAGACAGUAUAUAUCAGGAAGUUACAAUAAAGUAUUGUGAUUAGUUCAU